AUGAAUGGCUCGAAAGGCUUGAGAGGCUCUCGUAGCCACACUGGAACUCCAGAUCGUGGGGGUAUUCGCAAACGAGGUACCACUGCUCGAAUCGAUCGGGAUGGCGACCUGGACAUGGAUGGUGCGGGAUCUGGAAGGGGUCGAGGAGGAAAACGUAUGCGUAGUGAUCCUGGACGAAUCGCGGUAGCUGGCAGUGUCGGUCAAGGGAGAGACACGAGAAGACAACUGGACAAAGAUAAAACUUUAGAUGCUCUGCAAAAGGCCAUCUUUAGCAACGCAUCUUCUCAGGCGAAUGUCAGGCAGGGCCGCCCUCGGACGCAAGAGAAAGGGUUGGUUCAAAUGACCGUGCGUGGAUGGAAGCAAAGCAGAGCGGCUUCCAAUCCGGAUGGCGGUAUUGAGAGCCUCAUUUCGUUCCUCGAGAAGAAAGCCCUUCCUCCACACCACGAUACCGCGUCCCACUCGAGAUUGAAAAUUUCCAAGUCGCGGGUCGAAGGUGACGCUUUUGUUAUAUCAGUUCGUCCGGAACAGGUGCCUUGGGUUUUACGAAUCAACGGCUUCAGUUUCGUAGGACAGCCACUCACGAUUGAAGAAUAUCGGGACUCCGAUUUUGGCCGUGCACAAACGCAAAUAAUCUCACAGACUACCCUCGAUACAAAAGCUAGAAUGACGGCUUUCCUGGGGAAGCGAUAUUCUGAGCCACAGAAACUCCUAGACCUCUCGCAUCUCGGUACUGAUCUGGAUCUUCUUGCAAUGGGCAUGUUCGACACCACGACUACUGAAUCGAAAUUUUUCCCCGCUCUCAUGAAAAUAUGCGAACUCACAUUUGGCUCUCUGGAUAAACGGAGAGACCUAGUCCAGAGUGUUACUCUGGCUCAAAACAAAUUACCCAAUGUUUCCUCCAUCACCACGCUGUCACAAACGUUCCCGGAGCUAAAGAACCUCGAUUUAUCGAACAAUCAGAUUAAGGAUAUCCAAAGUCUACUGGCUUGGAGGUGGAAAUUUAGAGAGCUUGAUUUCCUCGAUCUUACGGGAAAUCCAAUUAGUGCCGAACCAAACUUCAAAGAGACCAUGCUUAAAUGGUAUCCAAAGCUCAGAACGCUGAAUCAGAUUCAAGUUCGAACAGCGGAAGAAAUAGCUGCACAACGAAAAACUCCUAUUCCGAUUCAACCUGCUCGUUUCCAAGACGAAUCCCAAAUCGCUGAAAAUUUUAUAAAAGGUUUCUUCAGUGGAUUUGAUAACGAUCGAAAUGAUCUCGUGAGAGGUUUUUACGAUGCAAGAUCAACGUUUACGUUAAGCGUCAACCCAGGCGCUCCACGGGGAUUGCAAGGGAACGGCGUUGCAGGAUGGGAUUCUUACAUCAGAAAGAGCAGAAAUCUCAUGAAGGUCAAUCAUCUUCCUGCUCGAAUGGCUAGGACUUUUGUUGGUACUGAUAAAAUCCGCGACGUAUGGAACUCGUUACCGAAAACGAAGCAUCCCGAUAUUAUUUCAAAUCCACAAGAUUGGCUAAUAGAAUGCCAUCCCAUUCCUGGACUUCCCGAUCCCAUUGGUCAGAGCGUCACAGGUGUUGGCGGUCUGCUUAUCACCGUCCAUGGAAAAUUUGAGGAAUUCGACGGACCUACUCCGUCAAAUAAAGCCCAAAUGCGUAGUUUCGACCGAACUUUCAUCCUAGGACCAGGAGGUGGAGUUGGCGGUUUACGAGUUGUUAAUGACAUGCUCAUUUUGAGAGCCUUUGGAGGAUCCGAAGCAUUUGUACCAGAGAUUGAACAAUCCCUUGCGAACCCUAUCGUCCCGCCACCGACUCAGACACCCGUUCCGACGCCACAGCAAGUCCACCCUGAAGCGAAAGAUGGGUUCGGAUUACCAGCACCUGGUAAAACGGAAGAUCAGGUCCGGAAGGAACAAAUUGUUCUAGAAACCAGCUUCCGAACCAAGAUGACAUUGGCUUUUUCGGAGAUGGCUCUCUCCGGUAACAAUUGGGACAUGCAGGCAGCUUUGAAAAACUUUGAAGAAUUGAAGGUUCAAGGAAAGCUCCCUCCAGAUGCAUUCUUGCCUGGAGCAUAA
Messenger RNA from Paracoccidioides brasiliensis Pb18, 2061 nucleotides. RefSeq lists its product as uncharacterized. Gene Ontology annotation, biological process: poly(A)+ mRNA export from nucleus. The coding region runs from base 1 to 2061 and encodes 686 amino acids. Gene Ontology annotation, cellular component: nucleus. The transcript is spliced from 3 exons. The record is from RefSeq and is a predicted model, not a curated record. Gene Ontology annotation, molecular function: RNA binding; protein binding.